UCGUAAAACAUAACCGUGUUCUGCGAACAACUUCACAUAUGUAAUUUUAUUCGAAGUGAAUAUCUGGAAAAUACAUUCAAUAAUACGACAUUGGCAAAAGUGUUUCCGAUUUGUUAACGACUGUUACAAUGAGUUCUGGAUUCAUAUCGGAAGCUGAAAUAACCGAACUACGGAAAGCACGACAAGAGGAAUGGGAUCGUGUAAGAUCAGCGGAUCAACCGUUAGAGGCACCAGAAGAGCCUUACGAUCCAAGAUCAUUGUACGAACGAUUACAGGAGCAAAAAGGUAAACGUGAUAUGGAAUAUGAAGAAGCGCACAAGCUCAAAAACAUGAUAAAAGGCCUUGAUGAUGAUGAAGUAGAAUUUCUUGACUUAGUUGACCGUACCAAACUUGAAGAAGAACGUAAAAAAAAUUUAGAAGAAGAAAAAGAAAUGAGGGAUUUCAAAGCAGCUGUUGCUUCGUUGCAAGAAAAAUCUCUAGACGAAAGGCUCAAACAAGAACUGAAGAAACCACAAACAACUACUAAAAAUAUGUCUAGUGGAAGUGGAAGGAAUUCCCAGCUAAGGUUGUUGACUGGAGCUGUUGUCAAAAGAACUGAAAAACAACCAAGUGGGAUUGACGAUACGACAAAAGGAAGUAAAAGAAAACUAUCUGAAAUGGAAGAAAACUGUGAUGUUACAGUGCCAAAAUUGAAAGAAAUGCAUACUGUACAGACUGCAGAAAGUUCAAAUGAGAAAGUCAAUGAAACUGAAUUUGCGACAAAGACUCUUACAGAUGUUAAAGUACAUGAAAGAGCGUCUAAGAUGGCUGGAGGAAUGAAGUGCAUUGGAAUUCUGCCAGGUCUUGGUUCCUACCAACAUUCUAGCGACAGCGAGGCCAGUUCGGAUACAGAUGAAGAAAUUGAACACACUAAGUACGAUCUUUUAGGACGAAAAAUAGAACCCGUUAAAACUGAAGAAAAAAGUUAAAGACUUGAUGAUAUCUAACUUAUAAAAAUCACAUCCGUUCCCUGAUAAAGAUGCACAGAAUGUGAUCAGCACUGAGGGUAGGCACAGAUUCCUCCCUGAUUAUUGAGUGCUCUGGCAUUCUGU
This is a messenger RNA of Diprion similis, 1091 nucleotides long. RefSeq names its product PSME3-interacting protein. The transcript has 5 exons. Lineage: Eukaryota; Metazoa; Arthropoda; Insecta; Hymenoptera; Diprionidae. The record is from RefSeq and is a predicted model, not a curated record. Gene Ontology annotation, cellular component: nucleus. Bases 129 to 968 code for a protein of 279 amino acids.